Messenger RNA from Capsicum annuum, 1017 nucleotides. RefSeq lists its product as uncharacterized. Lineage: Eukaryota; Viridiplantae; Streptophyta; Magnoliopsida; Solanales; Solanaceae. Bases 1 to 1017 code for a protein of 338 amino acids. The record is from RefSeq and is a predicted model, not a curated record. The transcript is spliced from 6 exons.
AUGACUCAAUGUAGAGAAAGAGGUCGAGAAAGUAUAGGGUGUGUAGGCAAGUCAGCAGCUAGGAGUAUUCCUGUUCUUACUGUAAACAUGACUACUAUUCCCACUUCUACUGUUAGUCCUCAAUCAGCUGGUGGCAUAGGUGGUCCAACUUCUAAUCAUAAUAGUAACCCUACAACACCAGAAUCAUCUCCCACUACUCCAAAUCAUAGCAACCCAACAAUUGUAGGUACGCCUUCACAAACCAACCAAGUAGGUGAGGGUGUAUCUCCUCGCAACACAAAUGGAGAAGGUAAUUCCAAUAGGAGCCAUGUGCAGACCCUUGUUACUAUAACUUUUGCAUGCAUACAUGAGUCUUUUAAAAGUGAACUUGAUCACAAUGGAAUCAAUUGGAAAGGUGUCUCAUGUGAUAUAAAGGAUGGCUAUUUUGGGGAAUUCAAGGAUUCUUCCAUUAGUGAUGCUACAAUAAAGAAACAGUGGCAGAUUAAGGCAGCAACUGUGUAUAGAAAUUUCAUUGUUAAAAUCAAAGAGAAAGGAAUUAGGCAAGAUGCUAUACAUAAAGAUGUCUGGAAAAGCUGGCAGCGACUUUGGAAAGAUCCUAAGUGUGUUGAAAAGUCAAAUAUAAAUGCACAAAAUCAUCGUGACGGCAAAGAAGUCGUUGCUGGAACUCACAUGGGAGGAUCUAUCUUAAUUGGAGAGUACCGAAAAAGACUUCAGUUUUGUUGUUGUACAAUGCUCAAUACUUCAUUUUUACAUGCUGCUGAAAUGGGUCGAGAUCCAACACCAAGUGAGUUACAUUUGCAUGUGCACACACAUGGUCAUGACGGAAAAUCUUUCAUUGAUGAACGUUCCCGAAUCGUCCAUCAUAUUACCAAGCUAUCAGAGGAGAAAAGAAGUGAAGAGUAUUUGGUCUUGGAUCUGAAGCAAAAGGCUACUACGGCUUCUUAUGAAUCGGAAUCAGCUGCAGAUUUGGAUUUGGAUGAGUUUGUGAAGCGAUUGAUUCCCGCACUAAAAAAUUAG